Panicum hallii is the source of this 534-nucleotide messenger RNA. RefSeq names its product 40S ribosomal protein S29. Gene Ontology annotation, cellular component: ribosome; cytosolic small ribosomal subunit. Gene Ontology annotation, biological process: translation. Gene Ontology annotation, molecular function: zinc ion binding; structural constituent of ribosome. The transcript has 3 exons. Lineage: Eukaryota; Viridiplantae; Streptophyta; Magnoliopsida; Poales; Poaceae. The record is from RefSeq and is a predicted model, not a curated record. The coding region runs from base 98 to 268 and encodes 56 amino acids.
CCCGCCGCCGCCACUCGCCACCAACUCUCUCUCUCUGUCUCUCUCUCUCCCUCAGGAACGCUAGGGUUUCCUGCGGCGGCGGCGGAGGAAGGCGGUGAUGGGGCACUCCAACGUGUGGAACUCGCACCCCAAGAACUACGGGCCCGGAUCCCGCGUCUGCCGGGUCUGUGCCAACCCUCACGGUCUGAUUAGGAAGUACGGGCUGAUGUGCUGCAGGCAGUGCUUCCGCAGCAACGCCAAGGACAUUGGCUUCAUCAAGUACCGCUGAAGGCAGCUGUGGGCUAUGAGAAUGCCAUCUUCUGGUAUGACAUGGACCAUGUGAUAGAGGCGAGGCGAUAAUUUAAAUUCCAGUAAUUUUGAUGUUUUGUUCAGAACUCUGCAAGUGAAGUCUGCCUGUGUUUUUGAUGGAGAACUUGGCCAUGUCUGUCAUGUUCGAACCAUGAAUUGCCUGCAUAUGUGCAGAAUUUCAGCUACCUUGUUUGAUCACCGUCUUAUCUGUCUGGUUGAGCAUCAAGUUGGAUGGUUAUUGCUGAA